CUUGUACACUCCCAGAACCAUCAUCUCAUCUACGGUUAUACUGUCCUUUGUGAUACUGUUCAUAGCGGUUGUUCAGUAUGGCAGAAGCUCAUAAUCCUCUAAUUUCUUCGAAAUCCUCAGAUUCAGGGCUGCACGUGCAGCUCCAUCCUCUCGUUCUCCUCACAGUAUCCGAUCAUAUCACAAGACAUGCGGCAAGACAGCAGCAAGGUCCCAUUAUUGGAGCUCUCCUGGGCCAACAGGAGGGCCGUGAAGUCACCCUUGAGCAUGCAUUCGAGUGUAAUGUCAUCUAUGGACCGAACGGAGAGCCACUACUGCAUACAGCAUGGUUCGAGGAAAGAGUUAAGCAAUUUAAGGAUGUCCACAAGGACCCAGCUCUUGACCUUGUAGGAUGGUUUACGGUCACCCCGCCCUCAGGUCCCGAGCCGUCACACCUCCAUAUACACCGUCAGAUUCUCAACGAAUAUAACGAAUCUGCAGUGUUUCUGGCUUUCCAUCCGUCCCUUUUGAAUUCAUCGUCUGCUGGAGCCAAGCUACCACUUACGAUCUAUGAAACUAUCUAUGAGGGCGACACUUCUGGGGAGGGCGAUAAGGCCAUGCAGAUUGACGGGGAGGAGCCCUCCUCGAAUAUCAGGUUCCGAGAGCUGCCCUAUUCCGUGGAGACAGGAGAAGCGGAGAUGAUCAGUGUCGAUUACGUCGCUCGAGGAGGAGGAAAUGCUACAGCAGUAGAGGCUCCAGCAGUGGCGGCUGCAGCGCCUCAACCUCAGCCAGAGAAGAAAAAGAGGGGUCCUAAGAGCACGAAGAAGGGUGCAGAGAGUGAGCAGAAGCCUGCUGAUACAACGUCAGCGCUCACCCCCGAGGAUGAAGACCUAAUCGCGAACCUCAACACUCGCUUGAAUGCCGUAAAGACGCUCGAAUCGCGCAUUGGAGUGAUACAGAGCUAUCUCUCCAGUCUGCCUCCAUCAUAUCUGGAAAACUUCCCGUCCACAGAGUCAAAGGAAGGAUCCGCCCCUCAGCUAUCACAUUCAAUCCUGCGCAACGUAUCCGCCCUCAUCUCCCACCUCUCUCUUGUCACGCCACAAGACCACGACUCCUUCUCAACCGAGUGGACUGCUCAGAGUAACGACGUCGCCCUCGUAUCUCUUCUAGGGGCGCUCGGAAACAGCGUAAAGGAAAUGCGUGAGCUGGGACGCAAGUCAAACAUCGUCGAGUCGACAAAGCAAACCAACGCAUCGCGGAAGACACAAAUGGCAUUCCAAAGCAGACUGGACGACGAAUACUUUACGGGUCGGAAUGGUGCUGCUGCGGGCGCCAUGUUCCUCUCUUAAGAGAUUUUCGCUGGAUUCGAGAGAGUACUUGCUUUUUUACUGCUUCAAUCGGCCCUUGAGCCGCAGGGCUGCCUUUUACUUUUUACGACCUUCUACGAAUCACUUACUGGGUUCAAAGGAGUCUUGGCGUUGUGCAAGAAAUGUAUUCAGAAAGCCCCAGGUGCCGAUCAAAACCAUACUUUAGAUGUGUAAGGGCACUACAUGCAUCCACGUACGAAAUAGCUCUGAC
Molecule: messenger RNA, 1554 nt
Organism: Paecilomyces variotii
Lineage: Eukaryota; Fungi; Ascomycota; Eurotiomycetes; Eurotiales; Thermoascaceae
Product: putative COP9 signalosome subunit 6
Exons: 3
Coding region: 78-1325 (415 amino acids)
Biological process (GO): protein deneddylation
Cellular component (GO): COP9 signalosome
Molecular function (GO): protein binding; metallopeptidase activity
Source: RefSeq, a predicted model, not a curated record